GUGCUGAGUUUGAAGGUUAUAUUCAGUCACUGGUGGACUUUUUUCAUACUCUUUCCUUAAAGUUUCCUAGUUUUUUAAAGUUAUAUUUAUUCAAUACUUUUAUGGGCUCUAUUUUAAACAUGAAUAAAUUUGGAGGUCAAAAAUUUGAAUUCAGUGCCAAGUAUUUAAAUCAGUUAGUUGAUAAUGACAAUUCUGGUGUAAAAGUUUGUAGAAAUUGUAUUCGUGUUUUCCAAUUAAAAAAUAAAUAUGUUGAUAACCCAAAGGAGGGUCUCAAAGCGCACCUAGAUUCAACUAUACCACAGUAUGAUAUUGAGCUUGAUGGUCUUAUCAUGGCGUACAAAAAUGUAAAAAUACUUACACCAGUUUAUGCUCAAGAUCGAACACUCUUUGACAGUAUGAUGGCUGUCAAUGUGUCUUUCGAUGUAUAUUAUCUUCCAUUUACGAUUGGAAGUACCCUUGAAGGAACAGUUUCUCAUGUUGAAGAGAAACAUAUGGUGUGCCAUGUUCAUAACAUUUUCCACGUCUCAGUUCUGAAGCCCUACUCAAAACCUUUCGAGGAAUGGGGAGGCUCUAAAGUUAAACUAGGUGAUACAGUUGAAAUCGAAAUCACAGCCAAACUUCUUCGAGAAGAUAUUCCUUACGUCCAGGGAAAAUUAUUGAGUGAAAGUAUUGAGCCUGAUGUAGAUAGAGUCGCAGAAGUCAUAACCGGAGAAGUUACGGAAAGAAAUGUCACGAACUGAGGUCGACUCGUAACUGAUGAAUAUAAGGGCAUUUGCAGCACUGCAUCAUUUCGAGUUUCCUCCCUAACUUUCAUUGUGUCUGAGUGCCUUUUGGACACAGGAAUUUUGCUGGAGACACUCAAUUAGACAGUAAGUAAUGAAAAGGAAGCUGAAAUGCUUCAUCUUUUUCAAGGCUCUUACUCAAAGAAAGGCGACCAUAAUGAGGUAUAAUAGCUGGAAACCUUUGACUAAGGCCAUCUGUAGUAAAUGAUUCAACGUCAAAAGUGUGAAAGGCAGAAAAUAAAUAAAAAUAUCCAUUAAUUAAGUAAAUAAUAUUAAACUUUAAUGUACAUGUACUUUGGUUCAAGUAGUUUAUACACAAAUCAAAUAGCUAACACUGUUCAAUACAAAAAAAAAAUUAUUUGUGCGAUGAAAUCAGAAUUUUGUAAUGAUGGCAGCUUUCUUCAUUUUAUAUUUGAUACAAGACAAUGAUUAUUCGAUGGCAAGAAUGAUAAUUCAUUAAGGCAUUGCUUUGUGGUACAGUGAUACUUUGACACAAAUAGGACACAUCUUCCAGAAGGAACUAUUCAUCUUGCAGCUUAACACACUCUAUAUGAAUGUAAAAAGAGCAUACAAUUUUUAGCACCUGUAAAUUGACGAAAAUCAAAAUUCGUCUGUAAGAGAGACACUGCAAGCUGAAAAGAAUUCAAUUUCUUGUAUCCUGCUUGAAGGAACGUAUCUUGACUGUUUUGUUUCAGUAUUUCUUCUUACACUUAAUUUUCUCAUGGGAGCUAGGACCAUUGCACAAGUUAGUCUGAAAAUUUCAGAGUCUGCUCUUACGAGGGUAAAGGAAACUAACCAGAAAUUUCUGCAAAAUUCCUGGGACAGUUUUCCUGUAAAUGAGUAAAAUGUAAGUAAGAAGUACUGUAACAGCGCAAUCGAGAUAUGCUCCUUCGUGUGGGAGACACGAUUUGUUGGACAUAAGGGAUGGAUUUAGGUAAGCUACUGUAAUUAGCACCACAAUAUGAUUAUUUUCUUGCUUCAUGUGUUUAAUAUUAAGUUGAAGGUACCAAAGUCAUGGAAAAAAAAUUUCAAAGCAUCAUAAGAAAAAUUUCAGUGGCGAAUUAUAGAACUUACCAACAGAAAUUGAAUAGAAAUAGAAUUGGGUGAGAUUUUUCUGCUGACAUAUGUAUAUUAACUUUUUCCUAGAGGUAGAUUACCAAAAGAAACAAAUGGUGCAUCCAUUUCACACCAGAACUAUGUCUAUAAAAUAAUUUAACUGUCAGUAAGUUAGUCCAAAUUUCUAAAGUUUACUCUAUCAGAACAUGUAUAUUUUAGCCUGAGAUGCAAUGAGCCAAUCUCUCAUGAAAUUUAAAAAAAAAUAAUAAUUUUUUGUUGAUCUCCUUCUCACUGAUGAAUUAUUUGAACAGCUAAGACCAAAAUAGACGGAUUUACUCCCAAAAAAUAAAUUGCUCUUCGUUUUUAUAAUCAAAAUGUAGCAGUAAUACUGGCAUUUAAUUGGCGUUUAGUGUAACAGGCGAUCACUAUUGCAAUUUUUAUAUCAUGAAUUUAUUCACUUUUGUAGGAGGAGGAAUUUUUUUCACACUAGUGAAUCCCAAUCGCUAAACACUAAAUACCCAUUCAGUAAAGGAACCGAUAAGGUACUCUGAUAGGGCUCAUUACUUUUAUUCCUUAACAGGAAAAUGGGAUAGAGUUGUGCCUCGGUAUCUAUUUGAACAUUUUCAAGCUUAAUUGGCAGUGAUGGUGAGAUUGGAGGAGUCCAAUCUCAAUAAUUAUGUCCUAAACCUUAAGAGUCUCUUUUAGGAACCGGAGAAAAACUAAACAGAAUCAAUCAAACUUAAAAACCUCGAGGCCAUAACCCUCAAUUUGGAAUUCUCCUUUGUCUAGUUUCCUAAAUUGAGUUUACUAGAGUUGCACAAAGCUUUAUUUUGAAAGAAAAAUGAGUUGAGAGUAGUUUUUUUCAGUCGCAACUUUUCUCUUGUCAAAAAUUCAAAAUCUAGAAAAAAUAUUUUAAACGUGAGAAUAGUCGUGAAAAACUAAGUCUUAUGAAAGCAUCAAACUUGAGACCUCUUUUCCCUGUUUAAAACUUUAUGAACUUGUUCAAAAUUGAUGGACAGCCUCUAUUUUGUGCAGCUAAGAGGGAUACGGCUUACCCUGUUUUCGCUUGUCUUUGAUUAAUUCCCAAAUAAUGUAGUUUUAAUUAUUUGCAUUCAAGUUUUGUCUAAUUAUAUUUCAAGAAAAAAGACAUUUUAAAGGCAUUGAUCAUUGGUGAGGGAGGAAUUUUCAGGAGCAACUAUUUUUUUAAAUUUCUUAAGUUAGCUGAAUAUGAAAAACGUUUGCCUGAGAAGUCCUGGAUAUUUUAGAACAUCGUUUACUGCUGAAAAGAUUCGCUAACAGAAAAGCUUAUUAGAUCAAUCUAAAAAAAUUAUUUAAAAGUAGGUCAACAUAGAGAGAAUUAGUUUUUAAACAGAGAACACUACAAAGGAUAAGAAAUUUUACGAAUCUCUGAAUAAUUGUUUGUAGUUUGUGUAGAGGAUCUGCAAAUGGGCUCUUUUUUCUUGGAGACUUUGCGAUGAAAAAAAAAGGAAGAAGUAGCAAGUGAGUGUUGAGUACAGCAGGAAGGCCGAAAGAAUUCUAAGGAGACAGUCUCAAAUUUUGAUCGGUUCAAUGAAUUGAAAGUGUCAAAAUGAAAUCGUUCGAAGACUGUACAAAUUUUCAACAACAUGCUCUACAGUUAUGACUAGUGAAAAAUAUAACUACAGUAAUUUACUAUCAGGAUAAAGUACUUAUUUACAUUUAGAAUUAUUUGUUUAUCUCAUCAUUAUUUUUUUAAAUUCUUUCAUAGAGAUUUCCCAAGAAUAGGCACCUCUUCUUUGUUUUUAAGGAACAAAAAAUUAAAAACUCUUUUACUUCAUUGAUCUUUAGUAAAAAAUAGAUGAGUAAAACCUGAAAAAUUAAUAAAACGAAUUAAAUUUAAAAUUGUAUUCAAUUUGUUGAUUUACUUGUAUAGUCUCCAGAGAAGUUUUUGUCAACCUGAAAAAUUGAUCGUAAGUGACAAAUGUUUCUGUUGCUGAAAUCUCUCUAAAGCAACUAAAAGAUAUGCAAUCUGGUAACUGACAAAAGGAACUUUGAGGAACGUAAUACGUGCAUUAAAAAUUUCAGAUUCUCUGUUCACGAUUUGAUUUUAGUUGGUUUUUCAAUUAAAAUUCAAAUCAAAGUAAUAAUCAUGUAGCUACCUUGAGAAUGAUCAAAAACUAUCAAAUGGUUUCCAAUGCCAGUUCCGCUGAUACAACAAAAUAUAAGGCAACGGUUGUAUUUUUUUCUCCUUUAUUUUUAUCAAUUUUUUGGCAUGGUAAUUCAAGAAGAAACGGGCGUAAUUUUUCAGAUCUACAGGCUGAUCGUUGAAAUUUUUUGUUGAUCAAUUAGACACAACCGCAAUUCUUGCAAAUUUGCAAUAUUGGUGAUUGUCCAUUUAAAUUUACAGGGUUGUUCAGGGGGUCCUGCGCUGCCAACACCAAACAUUACUUUUGUAACUUGAAAAAAAAAA
Messenger RNA from Bemisia tabaci, 4287 nucleotides. RefSeq names its product RNA polymerase I subunit F (gene Polr1F). The record is from RefSeq and is a predicted model, not a curated record. NCBI's taxonomy places the organism in Eukaryota, Metazoa, Arthropoda, Insecta, Hemiptera, Aleyrodidae.